CAAGGCCUCAAGAUUCCACCCUCUCCACUCCACAUCGGUCUCCAGAAUCUCCAAAGGUGAAUCACGAACCUCUGCCGAAAGAUUUCAGCUUCCGAUCACGCUGCCCGUUUGGUGAUUGUUCUCAUUCCCGUGUCGGAAAUCCGCAGGUAAGGUGUUCGACGAUGAGGCUGCUGAAGGUGGCGACGUGUAAUUUGAACCAGUGGGCGAUGGAUUUCGACUGCAAUAUGGAGAACAUAAAGGAGUCGAUUGCCAAAGCGAAGGAAGCCGGCGCGGUGAUUAGGCUCGGCCCCGAGCUGGAGAUUACUGGCUACGGCUGCGAGGACCACUUCCUUGAACUGGAUACUGUCACUCACGCGUGGGGAUGCUUGAAGGACCUUUUACUUGGCGACUGGACCGAUGGAAUUUUCUGCAGCUUUGGUAUGCCUAUCAUUAAAGGAUCAGAGCGCUACAACUGCCAAGUUCUUUGCAUGAACAGAAAAAUCAUCAUGAUCCGCCCAAAAAUGUGGCUUGCAAAUGAUGGAAAUUACCGGGAACUUCGGUGGUUUACACCAUGGAAGCAAAAAAACCAGCUUGAUGACUUUCAGCUUCCCAUUGAAAUAGCUGAGGCCGUGUCACAGAAAACAGUACCUUUUGGAUAUGGAUAUAUACAAUUUUUGGACACGGCUGUUGCUGCUGAAGUUUGUGAGGAACUGUUCACUCCUUUGCCCCCUCAUGCGGAGCUUGCUCUGAAUGGAGUUGAAGUGUUUAUGAAUGCAAGUGGAAGUCACCAUCAACUUAGGAAGCUCGAUGUCCGUCUUCAUGCUUUUAUAGGUGCAACUUAUUAUCGGGGUGGAGUUUACAUGUACAGCAAUCAUCAAGGAUGUGAUGGUGGCCGCCUAUAUUAUGAUGGAUGUUCCUGUGUGAUCGUAAAUGGUGAUGUGGUUGCUCAAGGAUCCCAGUUUUCCUUGAAGGAUGUUGAGGUUGUAACUGCUGAAAUCGAUCUGGAUGCGGUUGCUAGUUUUAGAGGAUCUAUUAGUAGUUUCCAAGAACAAGCAAGUGCUAAGACUAAAGUACCAUCAGUAGCAGCGCCUUACAAUCUUUGUCAAUCAUUCCAUCUUCGAAUGUGCCUUUCAGGUCCACUAAAGAUCAAGUAUCAUUCUCCUGAGGAGGAAAUAGCCUUGGGGCCUGGUUGCUGGCUCUGGGAUUAUCUAAGGAGAAGUGGAGCCUCUGGUUUUUUGCUUCCUCUCUCUGGCGGUGCAGACAGCUCAUCUGUAGCUGCCAUAGUUGGCUGCAUGUGCCAACUUGUCAUAAAAGAAAUUGCACAUGGUGAUGAACAAGUGAAAGCUGAUGCAAUACGCAUUGGACAGUAUCCUGAUGGACAGUUCCCCACUGACAACAAAGAAUUUGCAAAGCGCAUAUUUUACACGGUUUAUAUGGGAUCUGAAAACAGUUCAGAAACCACAAGGUCUCGGGCAAAGUUUUUGGCAGAUGAGAUCGGUGCCUGGCAUCUUGAUGUUUGCAUAGAUGGUGUUGUCUCUGCACUUCUCUCUUUGUUUGAAAAGCUCACUGGAAAGAGACCACGCUAUAAGGUUGAUGGGGGAUCAAAUGCUGAGAACCUGGGGUUGCAGAACAUUCAAGCACGAAUCAGAAUGGUCCUGGCAUUUAUGUUGGCAUCACUCUUGCCCUGGGUGCACAACAAGUCGGGGUUUUAUCUUGUUUUGGGUAGCUCCAAUGUGGAUGAAGGAUUGCGUGGUUACCUGACGAAGUAUGAUUGUAGCUCCGCAGAUAUUAAUCCAAUUGGAAGUAUUAGCAAGCAGGAUCUCCGGUCAUUUUUGCGAUGGGCUGCCGACCAUCUUGGUUACUCAUCCUUGGCAGAGGUUGAAGCAGCUCCUCCUACUGCUGAACUGGAGCCUAUACGUUCUGACUAUAGCCAGAACCUCUGCUAUAGAUGGGGCACAAAGUUGACUCCUGCAGAGGUGGCUGAGAAAGUGAAGCAUUUCUUCAAGUACUAUUCCAUUAAUAGACACAAAAUGACCGUAUUGACACCCUCCUAUCAUGCAGAGAGUUACUCCCCCGAAGAUAACAGGUUUGAUCUCCGUCAGUUUCUCUACAACGCGAGGUGGCCAUUCCAGUUCCGCAAGAUUGAUGAACUCGUCCAGAAGUUGGACGGUGACAAGAUUGUGAUCAAAGAAUCGACCUCAAGUACAUCAGAUGGAGGGGGGAUGGGAGUCGUGGCAGCAGGCUCAGGGGAUCCUAAGGCCGGUGUUUAACUCGACCAAGAUGGAUUCCAACUCCUGUGUUUCCAAAAAAUGACAAAAUAAUAAUAACCAUUCUUGCUCUUCGGAUGAUCCUGUCUGGGUGAAUUGAUUACACUAGAAUCCUUCAGUCCUUGUCAUAUACGUCAAUAUUCAUUCCAUUCCCAACCUGUCAUAACAGCCUGUAACUACUCGUAAGCCUGAGUAUUGGCUCUGCAUUCUUUGAUUUGUUUCAGCAGCGAAUACUGAAAUUGUACACGAGCACAUUUAAGGGAAAGACGAUGAGUAGCCGAAAAUAAACAAAAUGGUGACCAUCCUUGUGGUC
Rhodamnia argentea is the source of this 2559-nucleotide messenger RNA. Its product is annotated as glutamine-dependent NAD(+) synthetase. Gene Ontology annotation, biological process: NAD+ biosynthetic process. Gene Ontology annotation, cellular component: cytoplasm. NCBI's taxonomy places the organism in Eukaryota, Viridiplantae, Streptophyta, Magnoliopsida, Myrtales, Myrtaceae. The transcript has 12 exons. Gene Ontology annotation, molecular function: NAD+ synthase (glutamine-hydrolyzing) activity; glutaminase activity; ATP binding. The record is from RefSeq and is a predicted model, not a curated record. The coding region runs from base 162 to 2249 and encodes 695 amino acids.